AUGCAACUGCCUCCUGAGAUGGCACAAGAACCAGUUUACGUGAAUGCUAAACAGUACCAGGCCAUUAUGAGGCGAAAUCAGGCACGCGCCAAGGCAGAGCUAAGAAGCUUAUCAAAUCCAGAAAGUCCCCUACGUCAUCUAAUUCUGAUCAACCUGAAGCUUGGAAUGAUGAGUAUAAUACACAUCAGUCCGGAGAGAUGCAGAGCUCAGCUUAUAAGAGAAGGGAAGAAGCAGACUGUUCCUUCUCAAGCUCAUUUAGCUAUCAAGUGA
Messenger RNA from Eruca vesicaria subsp. sativa (arugula), 270 nucleotides. The record is from the annotation of a GenBank genome assembly. Lineage: Eukaryota; Viridiplantae; Streptophyta; Magnoliopsida; Brassicales; Brassicaceae.